CGUAGCUAGCGAUUAGUUGAGAGGGGCCGGCAGCCAUCCGGUCUAGGCUAAGGGGCAGGGCCUAGGACUCAGAACCUGCUGGAGCGCGUCACUGGCUCCCGCUGCGGUGCUCUAGUCCUGCUGGCCCUUUUCUGCUGUCUCUUCUCGGCACAGCUGCCACAGCACCAUGGCUGUGCUCGUCGUGCUCCUGCCAUUGCUGGUGGCGGGUGUUUUAGGAAAUGAAUUUAGCAUAUUAAGAUCACCGGAGUCCGUUGUUUUCCGAAAUGGAAAUUGGCCUAUAGCAGGAGAGCGAAUCCCAGAUGUGGCUGCACUCUCCAUGGGCUUCUCUGUGAAAGAGGACCUAUCUUGGCCGGGACUUGCGGUGGGUAACCUAUUCCACCGGCCCCGGGCCACCAUCAUGGUGAUGGUGAAGGGAGUGGACAAACUGGCUCUCCCCACAGGCAGUAUCAUCUCCUACCCUUUGGAGAAUGCAGUUCCUUUUAGUCUUGACAGUGUUGCAAAUUCCAUUCAUUCUCUAUUUUCUGAAGAAACUCCUGUAGUUUUGCAGUUGGCUCCCAGUGAGGAAAGAGUGUAUAUGGUGGGGAAAGCAAACUCGGUGUUCGAAGAUCUCUCAGUCACAUUACGACAGCUGCGUAACCGCCUCUUUCAAGAAAACUCCGUGCUCAACUCACUUCCCCUCAAUUCUCUAAGUAGGAACAAUGAAGUUGACUUGCUCUUUCUCUCUGAACUACAAGUGCUACAUGAUAUUUCAAGUUUGUUGUCUCGUCAUAAGCAUCUAGCCAAGGACCAUUCUCCUGACUUGUAUUCACUGGAGCUGGCAGGUUUGGAUGAAAUUGUGAAGCGUUAUGGGGAAGACUCUGAACAGUUCAGGGAUGCUUCUAGGAUCCUUGUUGAUGCUCUGCAAAAGUUUGCAGAUGACAUGUACAGUCUUUAUGGUGGGAACGCAGUGGUGGAGUUAGUGACUAUCAAAUCAUUCGACACAUCCCUUGUGAGGAAGUCAAGGACCAUCCUUGAGGCAAAACAAGAGAACCCAGAAAGUCCCUAUAACCUUGCAUAUAAGUAUAACUUGGAGUAUUCAGUGGUUUUCAACUUGGUAUUUUGGAUUAUGAUUGGCUUGGCUCUGGCUGUGCUCAUCACCUCUUACAAUAUUUGGAACAUGGAUCCUGGAUAUGAUAGCAUCAUUUAUAGGAUGACAAACCAGAAGAUUCGAAUGGAUUGAAUUUUCCAUAUGCUAGACUUAAGACAAGGGGUUUGGUAAUUGGUUUUAUUAAAAUAAAAAAUCUAUUAGUGUGGUUUAAAGUAGACAGUAUACCUUAAAUUUAUUUUUUAAAAAAACCACAAAAUCUGUUCUCUAUUUUGUGUGUGCCUGUGGGUUUUUUUUUCAGAAUGAAUUAUAGUAUUGAUGUGAAUUGAAUUGUGAUAUAGAUUCCAUAAUAUGCUCGAAUAUUAUUGAUAUGGUCAUUUAAUAAAGUAAUUUCAUUCCAUGUAAUACAUUUGGAAAUAUGCACUGAAAGAAAUGUAAACCACCUUAGAAUAGUUACUUAUGUUGGAAAUGUACUGAAUUUCUUAGAGAAGCUUUUGGAUACUCAACUUCCUUGCACAGACUAGAUGAAUUCUGUUUGGGCUGUUAUAGACUAUGAACCAUUUGUAAAUGUCUUAGUCUGAUGUAAAUAUCUAGGAAAAAAGAGAAAAAAUUUAACUUAGAGCAGCCCAAAAAUACUGGAUGUGCUUGUACAAUCGCUUAGUUUUAGAACUGUAUGUGAUUGGCAGGCUUGCUAUUUCUUAACCUCUUCUACAAGUUUGGUGAUCUGUAUGGUUUAGUAGAGAUAUUAAAAAUGUGACAUUGAUUUCAGAAGAGACUAGCUUUGUGGAAUAUAGAUGCUUGUAAUUAAAUACACAAAAAUGAAUCUGUGGGGGACAUGUUGAAGCAUGAAUAUAAAAUAUUUUUAUUUCAGUAACUUUUCCCCCCUGUGAAGUUAUUAUGGUUUGUGGUACAACUUCAUUCUGUAGAAUAUUAAGUGGAAGUGGAUGAUUGCUACUUUUCAUGUGGAAAUGGACCAAUGUCUAUAUAGAAUGACAAAUAAAGGUAAUGAUUCCAAA
Molecule: messenger RNA, 2100 nt
Organism: Nannospalax galili (Upper Galilee mountains blind mole rat)
Lineage: Eukaryota; Metazoa; Chordata; Mammalia; Rodentia; Spalacidae
Gene: Atp6ap2
Product: ATPase H+ transporting accessory protein 2
Exons: 9
Coding region: 167-1219 (350 amino acids)
Biological process (GO): positive regulation of Wnt signaling pathway
Cellular component (GO): membrane; external side of plasma membrane
Molecular function (GO): signaling receptor activity
Source: RefSeq, a predicted model, not a curated record